Molecule: messenger RNA, 1439 nt
Organism: Scophthalmus maximus (turbot)
Lineage: Eukaryota; Metazoa; Chordata; Actinopteri; Pleuronectiformes; Scophthalmidae
Gene: ndr1
Product: nodal-related 1
Exons: 4
Coding region: 1-1113 (370 amino acids)
Biological process (GO): SMAD protein signal transduction; BMP signaling pathway
Cellular component (GO): extracellular region
Molecular function (GO): growth factor activity; cytokine activity; type I activin receptor binding
Source: RefSeq, a predicted model, not a curated record
AUGGGCUCCAGACGCACGGUGCUGCGCCGGCAGCAGAGCACCACCGGCCGGCUGCCCCUCUACAUGAUGCAGCUCUACCGGAACAUGCUGACCGAGGACCGGCGGGCCGGCGCUGAGGACAACCCCGGUCUGCACGACUCCGACUCUGUGGUCAGCCUCGUCGCCAAACGCUGCCAUCAGAAUGGCAAGAGGUGGUCCGUCACCUUUGACCUGUCCACCAUGUCCACGAGCGACGACGUGCAGCUGGCCGAGCUCCGCAUCCGCCUGCCCGCCUUCGCCGAGUCUUCCCGGGCCUCGGUGGACGUCUACCACUCGCACGGGGAGCGGUGCUCCGGCAAACGCUGCGCGGAGAGCAGGCUGUUCCUGGGCCGCCUGGGAGCUCAUCCCAGCUCAAUGGUCUCCCCCUCCUCCUGGAAGGUGUUCAACAUGACGCAGACUCUCCGCCGCUGGCUGCGGCAGGACCGCUCCGCUCAGAGGAUGGAGGAGGAGGAGGAGGAGGAGGAGGAGGAGGAGGAGGCUGAGGCGCUGGGAGAGCAGGAGGGAGACGAACACCCUACAGCCGACCGGGUCAUGAUGGUGGUCUUCUCCAGGCAUAUCACCAACAGCCAGAGAACGCCGACGCUCAUCCGCACGGCGGAGCACUCCAAGUACGUCAGCCUGGACAAGGAGCGAGCGGCGGCGAGCUCCAGCUCCGGGAUGAGGAGGGACAGGGCCAAGAGGCACCACCACCACGCCCGGCAACAGAGGCGGAGCCUGCCCAGAGCCGCUCAUGUCGACAAGCCAGAGGAGGAGAAGAAGGGGCCUCUCUGCAGGAAGGUGGACAUGUGGGUGGACUUUGAGAAGAUCGGCUGGAGCGAGUGGAUUGUUUAUCCAAAGCGGUACAACGCCUACCGCUGCGAGGGGAGCUGCCCCACACCAGUCGACGAGACCUUCACCCCAACCAACCACGCAUUCAUGCAGAGCCUCCUGAAGCUCCACCACCCGGGCAAGGUGCCGUGUGUGUCGUGCGUGCCGACGCGCCUGGCGCCACUCUCCAUGCUGUACUACGAGAACGGACAGAUGGUCAUGAGGCAUCACGAGAACAUGGUGGUGGAGGAGUGCGGCUGCCACUGAGCAUAAGACUCGCAGACCUUUACAAACAGAACUGAGCCGCUCAGAGGCACAAAGUGGACGAACCGAUUGUCCACAGGCACUUUACAGAGGCGUCCCAGGUUGACUCUGGGACAGAGGCUACUGCUGGGACGCAGGACAUGAAGGAAUUGAACUGUGCAUCCUGGACACUGCUCCCUAAAAUUAAGUAAAUGAAGUGACUGAAGUUGUGCGAUGGAUUGCAAGUAGAUCAGCUAAAAUUCAAGGUUAUUAUAGGCUGAUCAUGAUACUGAGCGACAUAACGGCACAAUCAGUCACCGACCGAAGCACUGCAGAGGAUUCACGAACUC